Messenger RNA from Erpetoichthys calabaricus (reedfish), 5425 nucleotides. Its product is annotated as KIAA2013 ortholog. The record is from RefSeq and is a predicted model, not a curated record. NCBI's taxonomy places the organism in Eukaryota, Metazoa, Chordata, Cladistia, Polypteriformes, Polypteridae. The coding region runs from base 1049 to 2875 and encodes 608 amino acids. The transcript has 3 exons.
GGGAUUUCGUCCUUACCAGAUACUUUCCGGCUGUCUUGGUUGAGAAGAGCGUUUGCCAACAGGUCUCAGGGACAGUUGUGUGCGGAUAUCAAUAAUGCAUAGAGUGGCAAGAGAUAUGGAGUCGGAGUGGAGAGAAUACAUGAAGUGAUAAAGGAGAGUCCUGGGAGAGAAGUCUCGGCAUAUAGUCUGGAUCCGGGAGUAAUAAAGCACGAAGUGAGCAGAACACAAACAUUAAAGCAGGAUGUGAGUGCACGUGAUAUCAUCUAAACAGACGCGAUUCAGAGUACGGAAAAGACUUAAAUAAAGAAGGAUAUGUAUGCAUGAAAUACGUGAAGAAACGAGAAAAAGUUAAACCAGAAAGGGUCGGAUUGAAAAAUACAGUUCGGGAUCCUCCAGUCUGUUAAGACUGUGUCCUCGAUCGAUAUGAAAAAUGCCUUCAGGCUCAGUCUUUGUACUUUUUCACAUGUGUAGAAACGGGGUCAGGUGAGGCACCAGGCUGGACAAGUUGACGGCUUCAGGGAAAUACGAGAAGGAAAAAAAUGAAAAGGAACACGAGAGACAGCUUUGGAGCGGUGACACGGCGCCGAGUGCUUCAUUAAACUUUUAAAAUCCUUAUAUUUUUUUUUAAACAGUUUGAUAUUUCUUUACUCAUAUUUAAUCUCGGUCUAAGAGGACACACUUUGAAAUUAUAUUUUACAUGAUAUUUAUGUUUUCUUUUCUAAAUGAUAGUCACAAGCUUCUGAUUCGCUUUGCAGUGCUUUUUUUACUUUUCGUCAUUAGCACAGUGUCUCAUUUACAUUUGGAAAGGUUGACGUUGAUCUUGGAGGAGGUCGCAGUUACUGGAUGCUAAACAAAUAUUGGCCUGCCAUUUUAAUGAGCUAAUGGGGAGUAAUCAACACCUGUUCUGCGACGUAGAUGGUUAUCAAUGAAAGUAUGAGAAAGGAACUGAGUUUGGGAAACUGUAUAUACUCUGAAGAACAUACCGAGAACGGCACAAUUCGACAGGCCAGUGCAGUAAAUGUUAACUUACUUCUGACUUGAGAAGAAAAUGUGGCUUCAGCAAAGACUCAAAGGUUUACCAGGUUUGCUGUCUAGUAGCUGGGCUAGGCGGUUACUUGCUGGACUACUCCUGUUGUUAAUCAUGUACUGGUAUCUAACUUCUGAUAGUAUCCUGCGUCUUUUAAGUAACACUUCAGUACCCCGAGGCGUAACAGGGGUAUGCUUACAAUCUGAGAUGCAAAGAUGGAAGGCCCUGGUGGACAGAGGUGAUGGAAUUAUAAUUGAACCACAAAGCAUUGUAUCUGGGCCAGCACUAGUUGGCAAUGGCUAUGUUAUGGUAGACAUUGAAACAAACAAGCUUUGGGUUUCUUCACAGACUGGUUCCAUCCCAGCUCACCAUACAGAUUACCCUCCACUGGUUGCUCUGAAGCUGGAUGGGGUACGGGCAGAAGCACGGACUUCAUUGCUUUGGUUUCAUAAAGGAUCAGUGCUGUCUGUACAAUGCUUACUCCCUGGUCAAUCCCAAGCAGCACGGAACUGUGUUACUCUCAGAGAAGAGUAUCUUGCUCAUCGCAGUCGUCCCCAUUUAUACAUCCAGAGGAUAUACAUCUCAAAUCCAACUGAAAAAGUUGUCAUCUUUGAUGUGUCUUCACUUUCACCUUCCUUUGGGGGCAAAUUUUCUUCCAGCAUAGAAAAAAUAGAAGACAAAGAGUUUAUUUUAUCGUCAGGUAGGGUAGUAACGGAGAAGAACCAGGUUAUGUUGGUAAUUAUCAUCUCAAAGAAGAUUGGCAACAAGCUGCAGGUUGCUGCUAAGUCUGAGUUUGCAGAAAAUGUGUUAUCGGUUGUCUUCACUUCUGAACCUAUCGACUCCUCCUCAAAGGUAGAAGAGGUGUUUAGCAGACUGAGGGACAGCGCCAAAAGAGAGAUGGCAGAGCUGUUGAGAAUGAGCAUGGAAGAUCUAUACCAGGAACACCAACAGGCCUGGAAUAAUCUUUUCCUAUCUGGCAUAGAAAUGAGAAAGAUUACAGAUUUUCACACACCUUCUGGUGUCACAGUAAACAAGACCCUUUAUUAUGUGCUGUCCUCAUCUCCUGCACCACUUCUGGAAAAGAAUCUGAGUCCUGAAGAUAAUGAAAGGCUUGAGUCCAGUUUGAACUAUGCUGACCACUGCUUCAGUGGGCAUGCCACUAUGCAUGCUGAGAACCUGUGGCCUGAACAACUGCAUAGUGCUGCCCACAUUCUUCAGCUUGUCACCCUCUGGAACCUCACAUUACAAAAGCGUGGUUGUAAGGCGCUAGUAACAGCUGGAGCCCAGGGGGUAAUGCAGGGAAUGGUCCUGAGCUUUGGAGGGCUACAGUUUACAGAGAACCAUCUACAGUUUCAGGCAGACCCUGAUGUGUUGCACAAUAGCUACUCAUUACAUGGUAUCCACUACAACAAGGACUUGAUAAACCUUGCUGUACUCCUGGAUGCCGAGGGAAAGCCCUUUCUGCACGUACUUGUCAAGUCUCAGGACACGCCAGUAAAGCUUUAUGCAUGUGAGGCAGGCUGCACUAAUGAACCAGUGGAGCUUACAUCUGAGAUCAAAGGCCACACAUUCCCAGUUUUGGUGACUCAGCCUAUCACCCCUCUGCUCUACAUUUCAACAGACUUGACCCACCUACAGGAUUUGAGACAUACUUUACACUUGAAGGCCAUACUUGCUCACGAAGAGCACAUGGCAAAGCAGUAUCCUGGAUUACCAUUUUUGUUUUGGUUCAGUGUGGCAUCUCUCAUAACUUUGUUCCACCUGUUUCUCUUCAAACUAAUCUACAAUGAGUACUGUGGACCUGGCGCUAAACCACUCUUCCGAAGCAAGGGUGACCCCAGUGUCUGAGAGAGGUUGCAAGCCCAUGGACUGCUGACUACUUAACAGAAGAUGUUCAAGUGCUUAAAGAAAUUGGAUUUAAAUGGAUCUGUCUUUUGGGAGUGGGGAUGAAAAUUGUUUUAUAUGGAGUUAUAAAUAUAUGCUUUGGUAUCUAGAAAAUAAUGAAAAGAAGCUAUUAAAAUGGAAAGAACAUCACAAUAUGGAAGCUGUGACCUAUGGUAUGAGUUGUUAGACCACAUUAAUUUAUUUCACAUAUUGUUUCUCGUAAUGUACAUAAUUCUGGAGCAUGUAAACCUGCUGUACACAAAUAAUUCUUCCAUAUGUACUGUAAAUGCAAAGCAGUGAUGUUAAAUGAUGGGAUAUGAAGCCAAGGCAUGUGGUUUUAAGUUGAACUCUUUAGCAUUUAAGCCACACUGCCCACGGCAUUUUAGUGAUUUUUGUGUGAUUUGCUGCAGUCUAGCAUUCAAAAUAAUAAAGCUUAAGGUAUUUACAAUUUCAUAUAUGCAGACCCACAUAAUUUGUUGCUGCAUUAAUCACAAACAUUUAAUUAAAGUUUUCUUUAAAAAUGUUUUGACCUUACUUACUGAAAGUUUGGCAGCCUGAAUGUACCCCAAAAUGAUGUAGCUGGUGUUAUAAAAGUUCUUUAGAUGCAUGGAUUUGUAGUCUUUUCUAGUCCUAGUACAUUUACUUUUAUGUUUCAAUGUUUAAAUUGCCUAUUACAAAUUGGAGAGCACCUGAAUUACACGUGAGAAAUGUCUGUCUUUUUUAAUGCUCUGUGAAGUAUUUUAAAAGUUAUUUUUCUAAAUUACCGGUAAUUAGGGUCUGACCCUUAUUUUUUCAAUCAGUACUUAGUAAUGUGCACUAUUGACAUUUAUACAUUAUGUGCAAAAUCCCAGCAAACAUCUAUUGUUUUUUGAUAAACACACACAUUAUACAAUUUCCUAUAAAACACAAGUCAAAUUUAAUAUCAGAACACCAGUUACUGGAUUUUUUAUGCCUUUGUGCAAAUAAAUGAAAAUAAUAAUUUAAAUCACUUAUUGUUAAUUAUAUUUAACAUUAAUUUCAUUAUCGAUGAAUUACUAGAACUUGGUAAUUGGUAAAUGUGUGCCUUAGGAUUAUUUUGUGUAAUAUUUGCACUAUAAAGUAAUAUGAAUGUUGGUAGUAAUAGGUGGUCUAAUUAAGGAUUCUGUAGUUAAGUUAUGAUUUUGAGUGUGCUCUUACAGUUGCAGUCUGAGAUUUUUCCUAGUAGACUAAUGUCAAAGCAGACUUUAAGGAGGUUUUAAUUAUUGUCACUUUGUGUGGAACUGUCAGGUAGAGUGUAGUAUUUUGGCUACUUUGGCUGCUGGUACAGUAUGAAGAAGUAUGUAUUAUCUUUAAUUGAUAGUGUAGCAGUUGAGGUGUGUAUCCACCUCUUGAACCCUCAGGUACCACUUCAAACACCAGGUGAAAGUACAAGACUCUUUUAUUUUGCACUCACGUGCACAAAGCACCCUCCACUCCACACUACUCAUAUAAUCAAUAAACUCACAAUACUACUCUCUCCUCCUCGCCCAGACACUUCGCCACCCUACCUCCCAGCUCAGCUCAGUGUACUGGGCUUUCCCAGAGUCUUUUAUACACCCUGAUCCGGAGGUGCUCCUGCCCAACAGUCCACAGUUCCUUAUUCCUUCCGGGUCAGGGUAAACAGUCUUUAUCUUCACUCCGGAAGCACGUCGUUUCUUCCUGUCCCGGGAUUAUGACGCACUUCCGGGUUAUAGGGCAUAUAGGAGUCCACGGGCCUCCCGACAGCGACUCCCAGUGGUCCCCAGGGUAUCCAGCAGGGCUGUGUACAAAAACUACAUAGUCCAUGAGGCCCUGCUGGAACUCGGGGCACGUCCAUGCUGUUGGGGGAGCUCCUAUCGGCGGCCUGGGGGUGAGGGCCGGAAUAGGAAGCCAGCAAUCCACCACAAUACAUAGUAACAUUUUUAAAAUAUGUUUAAAAAGAAGUGAUGCCUGAAAAUGUGCAUAUACUGCACUGAAACCUGCAAGUUGUGCCUUGGAAUUUAGAGAGAAGAUGAUCUCUCAGGAAAAUAUCUUUUAGGAUUUUGUUUUUCUUUUUUUUGGGGUGAUUGCUGUGUAGGGUAUGUAAUACAAGUGGUUUUUAACUGUCUAGUGUGUUAUGGACUGCUGAUUCUACAUUGUUCCUGUAUAUAAAAUACAUAUGAAUUUAUGCAUUUGUCUUGGGUUGGGUGCAGUUAUAGUUGUAAGAAAAAAUAAGAAUAUCAAUAGUGCCGCCUCUUCUCAUUGGGCGCUGAUGUGUUAAAUGUUUGCAUUACAAUAUAAAAUUUAAUACUACUGAAAUCUAGUCAUUGUAAUUUCUUUUUCAUCAGAUACAUUUCCAAAAUGAGAAUUUGUAAAUAAGAGAUAAAUGAAGUGAUACCUGUUAUCAGUAAAUUGGUACAAGAUUGCAUUACAACUGUAAAUGACUUAUGAAGUGAAAUUGUAUUUGUAUAGUGUGGCUAAUUCAUUUUUCUUGAAUGCUUCUCUUCAAAACCCACAAUUAAAAAUAAUUCAGUCCUA